AUGCUUUCGGGGAUCCUGCUGUUCAACCAAAAGGGCGAGAACUUGAUCUUCCGUCAGUUCCGUAACGACUGUAAGGUGGCUCUUUCAUCUGAAUUCGCUGUCCCUAAGGUAGAGGCUGAUGGGGGUGUGCGUGAAAUAAGGUCGGCCACGAUUAUCGGAUGUUUUUCGGAUUCAGGUUAUUUCCAACGCCCAGGUGCGCUCACCAAUACUGACCUUGGGGUCAACAACAUUCUCGCAUGUUAAACAUGAGAACAUAUACUUGGUUGCCGUCACAAAAAGCAACGCCAACGCAGCCUUAGUUUUCGAGUUUCUGUAUCGGCUCAUCGCACUGGGAAAGAGCUACUUUGGCAAAUUCGAUGAGGAGGCUGUGAAGAAUAACUUCGUGCUUAUCUAUGAGCUUCUCGAUGGUACGUUGGAUCCCGAAAGAGCUUGGACAGCUUCGAUGGCAGAUACAGGGGGAGCUGUGUUUGGACGAAUUGCUAAGUGUUGGGCGCUAAAACAGAGAUCUUGGAUUUUGGCUACCCGCAGAACACGGAGACCGACACGUUGAAAAUGUAUAUCACAACAGAAGGAGUAAAGACUGAGAGGGCAAUCGUAUGCAUAAGCAUCUCGAGAUUCGCAUCUGUGACUUUCUGCUGAUACCGACGGACCGCAGGAGGAUUCUACUAGAAUUACUAUGCAAGCCACCGGUGCGUUAUCGUGGAGAAGAGCGGAUGUGAAGUAUAGAAAAAAUGAAGCUUUUGUGGACGUAAUAGAAGAUGUGAACCUGCUGAUGAGCGCGGGAGGUGAGCUGCAUAUCCCGAAGCCUGCACCUAGACUCACACUCAUUACGCAGGAACCGUAUUGCGAGCCGAUGUCUCCGGCCAAAUUAUCAUGCGCGCUUACCUUUCUGGGACCCCCGAAUGCAAAUUCGGUCUCAAUGAUCGUCUUCUCCUAGACGGGGAUGGGCUCACACGACCGUCGGGGAAUAAGUCUGGCACGAAAGCUACUCGGGCAGCGGCGGGAUCUGUGACACUAGAGGAUUGCCAGUUUCACCAAUGUGUAAAGCUCGGCAAGUUCGACACGGACCGAAUCAUCUCCUUUGUUCCCCCGGACGGCGAGUUCGAGUUGAUGAGGUACCGGGCUACGGAGAACGUCAACCUUCCCUUUAGAGUUCACGCGAUCGUAAACGAGAUUGGCAAGACCAAAGUAGAGUAUCAAGUCGCUAUCCGUGCCAAUUACGGAACGAAGUUGUUCGCUACGAAUGUAGUUGUUAGGGUACCUACGCCGUUGAACACUGCCGGCAUACAAACGAGGACCUCACAGGGGAAAGCCAAAUAUGAGCCCUCCGAGAAUCACAUUGUCUGGAAGUAAUAUCCCCCCUUCCCAUCUUGCCCCCUUCCACUUCCGCUCCCUGCAUAUUUUCCCUUUAGCUCCGCCACCCCCGCAAUAUAUCUAACAUGAGGAAACAUAGGAUUCCUAGAUUCACAGGUCAGGCGGAAUACGUACUCAGUGCAGAUGCAACACUGACAUCCAUGACGAACCAGAAGGCCUGGUCGAGACCGCCGUUAUCGCUCUCCUUCAGCCUGCUGAUGUUCACUAGCUCUGGUUUGUUGGUGCGCUACCUUAAAGUGUUUGAGAAGAAUAAUUACUCCAGUGUCAAGUGGGUCAGAUAUAUGACAAGAGCCGGAUCUUAUGAAAUAAGGUGUGUAACGUACCACCCUCUCGCCUCCCUGCUUCCCCCCUUUAAUGGUACCUCGAUCCCUCCCACACAUUAUACCACACCCACAUGAGCAUAAGGAUCAGAGUUUCGUACAGUAUCUGAGCGUCCGUACGGUACUAAAUUCGGGCUUAAAUGUUCGGGUACGGUACGAGUACUUCAUACCGGAUACUUGCGCUUGACAUUACACCCUAGCCUGUCUCCGUCAUUUAUGUCUCUGCCACAAACUGCUCCGAUAUCCGAUGUCUGAUCUACCUGCGGCUGGGGUGAGACUAACCGGGAUUUGAUUACCAAACUCAUAGAUUCUAAACCGGGGGCGAAACAAAACAAAAUCAGAAGUGACACCUGUUUUUUUUGAUUUGAAUUCGGAUUUUCUUUUUCUUUUUUCUUUUCCACCGACUUCGUUCUUCGCUCUCAGUCCUUCUAUCUAUGGAUUACUCUAAUCUUAUGAACCUACCCCCUGAUAUCAUACAUUUAUCUAUUUCCUCGAUGCCCUAUGGUACCGGUGCGGUGGUGUAUGGCACUCGAUGCUGGGCUCAAUUCGGCAUUAAAUUUUGAGGGUAUUCUGGGGGCAAACAAGCGGUUUUUGUUCUUUUUUUGCCUUAAUCUGAAAGAAAAAUUGGUAUGAUGAUUUAUUCAUUCAUUCUAGCCCUCCGCCGUAAGGAACUUGACACUGUCUCAGCGACAUGAUACGAGACACGAGACGCGAGACAUCAUUAGAAUUCGGCUUUAGAAUUCGGCUGGUAUGCCCGUUAAGAUUUAUGAAUCGUGGUACACAUUGGGAAGAUUAACUAGGGACAUCAAACGUUGGUGGUAUUCCACUUUUCAUUUUGCUUUUUUCACUCAGCCUUUCUAUUUCAACUGCUCACGCUAUCCUUGGCCGACGUGAGAGCGACCACAUGGCCAGGGGAGGAGGAAGGGGGGGCAAGGAUGUGUGAUAUGGGGGAAAUUUGAGAAUACACUAGUAAUAUGCUCGUAGUGGCAGCGGGCGGGGGGGUACCUGGAGACGGGUUUACGGAAUAUAUGGCAGAAAAUCCGUGAGCGUCUUGGCACCCGUGCAAGCCCACGACCCCUGUUUUUAGAGACUUCUUGCCCACUGCGGGUACUCGGAUGUUUUGGGGAAUACCGUACCGUGCCGGUGGACUGCCGGGGGGCGGUGGUUCCCUCGUGUUAUUUCCUGCGAGCCUGUUGGCGUUGUGAUAACCGAGGAAGUCGAGGAACGCCAAAGACAAAUAAACGCCAACCGAAACAUCCAUGACCCUGACAUAAUUAUACAUCCGAGAAAUUGGAAAAAGGGGGGAAAAGGAAGAGGAAAUUCUAAGAGAGACCAGGCCAGUUGCAUGGGUGAUAUUUGAUCCGGAGCUAGACGGAUGACCUUUUCCGUUGCUGUUUGAGUUUCUUGUAGAAUUCCUUCUUGCCGCUCCUCUUCCUGCUCUGUAUCUUCUCGUAUUUGUUCUUAAAACGUUUGCGGCUACUGUCAUCAGCCAUGACCUCCUCCGCGAUCGUCCGCUUCCGCUCCCUAUUGCUAAGUCUUGAGGAGAAAUAGUCGGCGUUUCCUUCCAAAAUGGCCCCAACCUGGGAAUAUUCUGGAAAAGCAGAGCUGUCCUUCUUGUAGUGGCGGUGGGGGUCAAGGACGCCACGCAUCUUGAUCAGCUGCAGGUCGCGCUUAAGUUCCGGGGUUAGGUUGGUACGCGGCAUAUCAAACCACUUCGAUCCAGCAGUUUUCUCCUUGUCCUGAAUUUAGAGUGGCACUAUGUUAGUACAUUUCAACAUGACAUCACGUCGUAUUGACAGCGAUUAAAAAAGCGGAUACAUUUAGAACUGGAAGCCUCAGAGUAACUAUGAAUAGUAAAAAAAUCAGGAGUGCAAGUAGGGCCGCCAGGACGGGGCCCCAUCCUUGCUCAGGUUCUAAUGGGAUAAGUUUUCAUCAUAGGCAG
Messenger RNA from Tuber aestivum (summer truffle), 3636 nucleotides. The record is from the annotation of a GenBank genome assembly. Lineage: Eukaryota; Fungi; Ascomycota; Pezizomycetes; Pezizales; Tuberaceae.